Molecule: messenger RNA, 2325 nt
Organism: Colias croceus (clouded yellow)
Lineage: Eukaryota; Metazoa; Arthropoda; Insecta; Lepidoptera; Pieridae
Product: 4-coumarate--CoA ligase 1-like
Exons: 11
Coding region: 504-2138 (544 amino acids)
Biological process (GO): fatty-acyl-CoA biosynthetic process; long-chain fatty acid metabolic process
Molecular function (GO): long-chain fatty acid-CoA ligase activity
Source: RefSeq, a predicted model, not a curated record
AUGACUAGUCAUUGUUACGUAAAUAAAUUGUCCAUGGUAUUGUGGUGAUUUGGUGAACAGAGAUGAAAUUUCAUGAUGUAGGUUAUGUGAGGUUAUAAACGCAGUGUCCCAAUUAACGCGGAAACUUACUAGACUAUCAUAAUAAUAAUCUACCAGAUUAACGUAGCCAGUACCUCUGUAACGUUUGCUUUAGCAGAUGAUGCUAGGAAAUUGCAGUGAUGAAACUUAACCGUCGACGUGUCGUAAUACCAAAGCCAAAUCGAAUACUGUGGAACAUAAAAUUAAACAGAUAUCGAAUCGAGAACGUUUCAAUCGAAUAGUCGCAGAUUAAGUUCGGUAGGAACGCAACAGGAAAGUGGAGUGGAAUCGAUUCACACAACGAAUCGAGCAGAGGCGGCCGUUAUAGCGCCGCAACAAAUUGAAAUUGAUAUCAUCGCUGGGCAGCAGCCGGAUAUUACGGGUGUCAAGCGCAAUCACGCACUGGCAGGUGCCAAGUAAUACGGAUGUUAAAAAUGGUGACUAGUGACAAAUAUAAGGAUGGUGUUUUUUACGGCACUCAAGAUUUGAAAAUACCGUUGCAUAUGAACUUUGGCAAAUUUUUCUUGGAUGCUAUUAAACAAUUUAAAAACAAAAUCGCUUUGAUUAACGGACUGACAAAUGAAUCAAUUACCUAUAAAGAAUUGGUCCAAAAAGUGGUUAAUACCGCUUCUAGCCUUAUCAAUUUGGGGAUCAAAACAGGAGAUGUGGUAGCCAUAUGCAGUGAAAACAGAAUUGAAUAUAUCAUAACCUCUCUAGCUGUAUUUUGCUCUGGAGGGGUUAUUACAUUUUUUAACAGCUCAUAUAAUAUAAGUGAAAUGAAACAUGCUCUACAUAUUUCAAAGCCGAAGUUUAUGUUCCUGUCAUCUCAUACAUAUGAAAAAUAUUAUGAGGGUCUUCAAGCGGAAAACGUGAUACAAAAAUUCAUCAUAUUUGAUGAACAACCCGUUAUGCCACAACACCUUUAUUUCAAACAAUUAGCGGACAAUUACGUGGAUGUAGAUUCUUUUAAGCCAGUUCAUUUUGAAGGCGAAGUUCACACAUGCAUGAUACUAUACUCUUCGGGGACCACUGGCCUCGCAAAAGGAGCAAAACUAAGUCAUUUAAACUUUAUCGUUGUCAGCCAACGGCCUACAUUGCUAACUCGUGAUUUACUGAUGCUCCAAGUAGCUCCAUGGUCAAGUACUUUAGGAAUCGCAAAAGCAUUUGACGACACUAUACGUGGAAAAACAACUGUAUAUCUACCGAGAUACCAAGAGAGACAGUAUUUACAAACCAUUGAAAAAUACAAGAUAGGGGUAAUAAUAAUAGCUCCACCACUUCUAGUAAUGCUGUGUAAAUCAAAAAUUGCUGACGAGUAUAAUCUCAGUUCCUUGGAAAUCAUUAUAUCCGGAGGGGCUCCAAUUGAUUUAGAUACAAUACAUCAAGCCAAGAAGAGAUAUCCACAUCUAAAGCGCGUCUUACAAGGUUAUGGUAUGACAGAAGUGUCAGGCGCUCUCACUGAGGACUCAGAAGUGACUCCUAAAGAAGGUAGCGUGGGACCACUGGCUGAAGGAUGUAUUGUAAAGGUAGUUGACCCUAGCACAGGAAAAAUAUUAGGUUGCCGUGAGCCAGGUGAAAUCCAGGUGAAAGGACCAGUUCUAUUUCAAGGUUACAUAGGAAUAUCUACCGAGAGUAAUUUUACUCCAGAUGGAUUUUAUAAAACCGGUGACAUUGCAUACUAUGACGAAGAUGGAUACUUUUACAUAAUCGAUAGGAUCAAAGAACUGAUAAAGUAUAACGCGUGGCAGGUAGCACCAUCAGAAUUGGAAGCAUUGCUUUUAGAACAUCCCGGUGUGAUGGAUGUUGGAGUGACGGGUAAACCUGACUUGUCCGCUGGCGAACUUCCUACGGCGUUUGUGGUUAAGCAACCAAAUUCAAAAGUCACAGAGAAAGAACUCAUAGAACACGUAGAUUCAAAGGUUUCGCCGUGGAAAAAAUUACGUGGAGGUGUUAUUUUUAUCAACGAAAUUCCGAAAACUGCUAGUGGUAAAAUACUACGAAGAAAACUCAAAGAAAUAAUCGCUAAUGUGGGAAAGGAUAAAGCGCGUAGUAAAUUAUAAUAUUAAUCAUCAUUCAAAAAAAUUGAGUGCUUGUUUGGUUCAUAUUUAUAUCUACUGAGAUAAUUUGUGUUAAUGUGUACCUAAACAGUUACUUAUUAUUAUACUUAUUACAUUACCUAUACUUAUUAUUUGAAAAAUAAUUUACAAAUGAUAAGUUAUAAUACCUAUAUACUAAAUAUACAGUGUG